AUGGGUACGGUGUUAUUGUUGAAUAGUUUUGUUGGAUUUUUCUUCAUCUGCGCUAGCGUCAGCGGCUGUCUAGAUGGCUUGGAGUGUAUUCUAGAUGAUGUGAUAUCAGAGAUGUGUCCCAUUCUUGCCAGCACUAGGUCCGCUCUCAAAAAAGUGUUCAGUUGUUCUUCCGACGAAGAAAUUGGCCCCUUCAAUACCGAAAUGGUAUCUGAAUGUAUUAGAUGUGGUCGCGAUAUCGCCCGAACAGCGAACAAACGAGGGAACCAGCUAGUCAGAAACGGAGUCAGCUUAGAGGCUUAUUCGCCGUCUUUGCACCACUUCUUUACAACAGAAGUUUCUAAAGAUACACAGAAGACAGCCCAAGUGUCUCAGGAAUUAAUUUCAGCGACAAAAUUGAUAAGAAUGAAGCUGUGUUCAAGUUCUCAAGUGACACCGAACACUUUCCUCGCUUAUCUGGAGAACAAUGUGAUACGACCACACGAGCUGUACUGCAAGCCGUUCAGCAAGAAAUGCCUCGAUGACAAGUAUCGGACCAUCGACGGAACUUGUAAUAACAAGGAGCAUCCAGGCUGGGGACGCCGAGGUGCUCCGUUCACGAGGAUUGCUGUUCCACGUUAUUCUGACGGUAUUUAUGGCAUGCCUGUAGCAAAAAGUGGUCGUGCUCUACCCAAUCCACGGUUAUUGUCAACAAGAAUUUUCGCAGACCGACCUAUAGGCAGUCGAGUGUCGACGUAUUUAAACAUGCAGUGGGGACAAAUUGUGACGCAUGACAUAGCAUCCCAGGCUAUGGAAUAUACUGACGAAGGUGGCAUUCAAUGUUGUUUGGGAAAUGGACAGGAUAUGCUCCCACAAGACAUGUUAAACGACAAAUGUAUACCCAUCGCGGUACCAGAAGGCGAUGUGUUCUAUCGGCAAUUUGGAAUUAAAUGCUUGAAUUUUGUGAGGAGCAUAACCACACCGAAGGACGAUUGCAGUUUAGGUUACGCAGAGCAGAUGAACACAGUUACCAGUUACUUAGAUGGCUCGGUGGUGUAUGGGUCUGAUGCGAAGACAGCCACAAAACUGCGAACUUACAGUGGUGGAAGACUCAAGGAGGAAAAUAAAAGACAAUGUAAAAAAGGCUUCCUGCCGACUGUUGAUGAUAAAUUUGCUACGUGUGAUUUGAGAAAUAUAUCACAUCCUUGUUAUCUUACAGGAGACGUAAGAGUUAAUCAAACUCCAACACUGGUCGUGCUGCAUACGUUGUUAUUGAGAGAACAUAACCGCGUAGCUGAUAAGCUCAGCUCGAUGAAUCCACUUUGGACCGACGAAAAGAUUUACCAGGAGGCGAGGAAGAUAGUAAUCGCUCAGAUACAGCAUAUAACUUACCAGGAGUGGUUGCCGUUAAACUUUGGUGAAGCGUAUUUACGGUACUAUGGCAUAUCACCGAGAUCCCUCUACAGUCGCAGUUACAGUGAAGACGUGAACCCGGGAAUAAUCAGCAGUUUCACUUCUGGAGCUUUCAGGUUCCUCCACACAAUGAUACCAGACUCCAUUAUGGCCUGUUCUUCGAACUAUCAAGCGGCCUAUAUGUAUAAACUAAGCGACUACUACUUCAAUCCAAAUAUAGUUGAGACAAGUAAAGAUUCCUUUGAUAAUAUCGUUCGAGGCAUCGUAACUCAGCCAUCGAGCGAACCGGAUCCCUUCUUCAGCAGUGAAGUUACUAAUUUGAUGUUUAAAGGCAGAGAUAAAUGGGGUUUGGAUCUGAUUGCAAUGGACAUCCAGAGAGGUAGAGAUCACGGUAUCGCUUCGUAUAAUGACUACAGAGAGACCUGCGGAUUAAGAAGAGCGACAACAUUUCAAGAUUUGAUUGGCGAAAUUUCUCAAGAUCGAAUAAAUACACUAGCUCAGUUAUAUGAAUGCGUAGAUGACAUUGACUUAUUUGUUGGAGGCGCUUUGGAAAAGGACGUCCAAGGAUCGGUUUUAGGUCAUACGUUUCAAUGCAUAAUUGCGGAGCAGUUUUAUAGAACUCGUAUAGGCGAUAGAUACUUCUAUGAUAACGGUGAAAUGCCGCAUUCCUUUACGCCAGAACAAUUAAAAGAAAUCAAAAAGGCAUCAAUAGCGCGACUGAUUUGUGACAAUACAGAGGGUGUAAAAUUAAUUCAAAGAAAAGCUUUCGAAGUGGAAUCUCCUUGCAAUCCUAAGCUCAGCUGUGAAGACUAUGAAAAUAUACCGCACGUUGAUUUGACAGCAUGGAAGAGGCCUAAGUUCGAACUAUAUGACUAG
Leptosia nina is the source of this 2265-nucleotide messenger RNA. Lineage: Eukaryota; Metazoa; Arthropoda; Insecta; Lepidoptera; Pieridae. The record is from the annotation of a GenBank genome assembly.